AUGACGACUGAAGAAAAUCCCAACCAAAUCCCGUCAUCUACAACCGACACCUACAAAGAAGUCAAAACCGCGCGACCAACCCCAAUUGAGCGCGACAACGGCGACUGCACAUUGCAGGUCGAUGACCGGGAUUGUACGUUAGAGACCAGCGAUCGAGAUUGCACAUUGGAGACCAAUGGCCGGGACUGCACGCUCGAAGUCGACAGACGGGUCGAUAUUACCAAUAAGGAAGCUGUCAAUAUCAACCACAACCAAGCAGAUGAGAGCGGUGGUCCUGGGUUGAGUAUUCCCGUGCAGCGCAAGCGGAGACCUCAUCGGAAAUGGUUUAUUUGUGGUGUUAGUAUUGCGGUUCUUUUGGUUAUUAUUAUUGUGCCUGCGGUGAUUGCUACGAAGCAUUGA
Molecule: messenger RNA, 399 nt
Organism: Penicillium concentricum
Lineage: Eukaryota; Fungi; Ascomycota; Eurotiomycetes; Eurotiales; Aspergillaceae
Exons: 1
Coding region: 1-399 (132 amino acids)
Source: RefSeq, a predicted model, not a curated record